Messenger RNA from Onthophagus taurus, 582 nucleotides. Its product is annotated as attacin-B-like. The record is from RefSeq and is a predicted model, not a curated record. Gene Ontology annotation, biological process: defense response to bacterium. Gene Ontology annotation, cellular component: extracellular region. NCBI's taxonomy places the organism in Eukaryota, Metazoa, Arthropoda, Insecta, Coleoptera, Scarabaeidae.
UCAAGUCUUCAAACCAACACCAACAACAAUCAUGAAAGGAUUAAUCUUCGUCGUUUUCGUCGCUACAAGUGUUUUCGCCUACGAAAUUAUUACCGAUGGUGAACAAGAAUAUCUUUUGGUUCCUCUUAAUUCUCAACAAAUUAGAACAAAAAGACAAACCGGGAUUGGUUAUGACAGUGGAAGUAAACGUAUUCAAUUAAGCCACACUGGAACUUUAGUAAACAAUGAUAAUCACCAUCUUGCGGGAACCGGAAGCAUCUCGCAUGGAAUUAAAAAUGGUCCAUUAAGUACCGGAGGUAGUUUACAAUACUCGCAUAUUCCAAGUGGAAGCUCUUUCGGUGCUGGAGCUCAACACACCAACGGAUUUGGAACAGAUGUCGGAGUCGGUGGUCGUUAUAAUUUCGUUAACAAACCCAACACCCAAGCUUUUGUGCAAGGACAAUAUGAUAGGCAUUAUGGGGGACUUCCCGGAACGGGUAAACCCAAUUAUGGAGUUCAUGUUGGUCUUAAUCACAGAUUUUAACAUUUUUUGUGUUCAAUUAAAGUCUGCUUUAAAUAACAAUGACGCUGCCCUUAUUUAAA